This is a messenger RNA of Pieris brassicae (large cabbage white), 2248 nucleotides long. Its product is annotated as facilitated trehalose transporter Tret1-like. Gene Ontology annotation, biological process: transmembrane transport. The coding region runs from base 54 to 1463 and encodes 469 amino acids. Gene Ontology annotation, molecular function: transmembrane transporter activity. The record is from RefSeq and is a predicted model, not a curated record. The transcript has 10 exons. Gene Ontology annotation, cellular component: membrane. NCBI's taxonomy places the organism in Eukaryota, Metazoa, Arthropoda, Insecta, Lepidoptera, Pieridae.
AGCAAGCAUUACCUGACAUUGUGUUCUGACAAGUUUAUUUUUAUCUUAAAUAAAUGGCUAUUAUAAACCAAGUUUUAGCGACUGGAGUCGUCAGCUACCUAUGCAUGACGAUGGGUAUUAUGUACACUUGGCCGUCGUCAGUGCUGGGUCUCUUCAGCUCCGCUAACACAACACUGAAUAGAGUUAUGUCAGAGACUGAGCUGUCUCUCCUCGGGAGCCUAUCUUCUAUCAGCGCGGUAGUCACACUCCCCUUCUCGGGAUAUAUUUUAGAUAGAUUGGGAAGGAAGUAUACAUGUAUCACAUUCUCAUUAUUGCAAGUGUCCAGCUGGGCUAUUGUUAUAGCCUUCAAGACAGUGGAGGCCGUGUUGACUUCAAUUUUCAUCUCUGGUGUUACCAGUUGUACAUUCAUCGUUAUUCCAUUGUACGUAGGAGAGUUCUGCCAGGAAUCCAUUCGUGGUUCUAUGGCAUCUGGUGUGAUGAUGUUCUUCGGUAUUGGGAUGCUAAUAUCCUACCUUCUCGGUGGUCUGGUGCAGUACGAGAUCAUGAACUACACAUGUCUCACUCUUACUGUCAUUGGAGUACUUCUUCUUUGCUAUGUUAGGGAGUCGCCUUUAAUGCUGAUGAAGAAAGGAUUCGAAAAAGAAGCUGCAAAGUCAUUAGCUCAUUACAGAAGUGUUCCAGUGUCAUCAAAAGAAGUUCAAGAAGAGAUGAACAAUAUAAGAAGGAUACUGAAUCCUCAAUUAGAUGAAAGCACUGCUGAAGAAGAAAAAAUGAGACCGAACUUCAAUUCAGCUCAAAAAUUAUCAAUAUGGCAAUUUUUUAGAAAAUCCCGUUCAUCGCGUCGCGCCCUAUUCGUAUCUUUGAUCCUCAACUCAGCUGUGGUCUUCCAAGGCCUCGUGGUGGUUCAAGUAUAUGCGCAACCAUUAUUCGAGCAGGCCAUCCCCAGCAUGUCUGCUACUGUGUCCAGCGUUAUAUUUGCCGUCGUCACUGUCCUUGCCGGCUUCUUAGCCGCGUAUUUGGUGGAAGCUUUGGGGCGAAAGGGCCUGAUGAUCUACUCCUCAAUAUUGGCUGCAGUAUGCUGCGUCAUUCUGGGCACCCAGAUCCAGUUCACAUGGGGUCCUCACUGGGUGGCCGCUCUCUUUAUAUAUUUGUAUUGUGUGGCGUAUACAAUCGGAGCCGGAACCAUACCAUAUAUUUACAGCGCAGAGGUGUUUUUGCCUGAGAUCAAAACAUUUGCAUCUAUGUUGAUAAUGGAAUGGACAUUCAUGUGUUUCUUUGUCGUUCUUUUUAUAUUCAAUCCUCUUGUUAACUGUAUAGGUCUCGGCGGAGUCUUCUACAUAUUUGCAGUAGUGUGUGGCCUGACAUCAAUAUUUUGUGUAUUUUUCAUGCCGGAAACAAAGGGUCUAGCCGUGGACGCGAUACAACUAAAAUUCGCUACUCCUAGAGCCCGUAAUAAAGUCUAAUAAUGUUUUAUUAACCAAACUAAGAGAGCCAUGUAAUAUAAACAAACGCAUGUGACUGUUCUCAUCUCGAUACGCCGCCUAAAAACUUUGAUAACAAUUAUUCGUUUUGGUAAAAGACUUAUUUAUGUAUACAUCGCAGUUAUAGUAUACCUAUCCAUAGAUAAUAAGAAAUGAGAGGCGAAAAAAAUGCCUAUUUGUAUUGUAAAUACGCUCGCCUGUUUCAUUAUAAGCCCAUAAAGUAAAUGGUUUUAGACUUAAACCCUAACCUUAGUGCGUAAUCUGCUUUAUAAAUAAUAUGCGAUUCAUUUAAUUUAUAAUUCAAGUUAUACAUAAAAUGAAUCGCAAAAUGUUGCUAAGCUCAAAACGAAAGUAUUUUUUAAUGUUUAUCUCUAGAACUCUGAAACUGUUUCUCAGUUAUUUAUGGAUAAAUUUAGUUUUAUUUAGAACUUGUCAUUGUUUCGGUAAAGCGAACGGUCUCCAUGAAGCAAAGCAACUUUUUCAAUGUUGGUAUGAUUCAUAAAAUUUUACUAAAAGAGUAGGCUAAGUAAGAAAAUCAUAUUAAGGCGAAACCGAGUCUCAAGACUCUCGUAUUUUAUAUAAUUAUUAUUUUUGUUCCUGAAUUUCAUCAGAAAGGUUACAUCCAAUUUUAUUUGACUUUUAUUCCGUUUCUACUAGUUUGUGGUCCUGAUAAAUAUAAUACAUAGGAAUCGUUUACCAAAAAUAGAAAAUUAAUCAUUAAUUAAAGAUAUUUUUAGUAUUAUUUUUUUAUUUUGGGUAAAUAAAAC